Molecule: messenger RNA, 2336 nt
Organism: Musa acuminata subsp. malaccensis (wild Malaysian banana)
Lineage: Eukaryota; Viridiplantae; Streptophyta; Magnoliopsida; Zingiberales; Musaceae
Product: probable receptor-like protein kinase At2g42960
Biological process (GO): protein phosphorylation
Molecular function (GO): ATP binding; protein kinase activity
Source: RefSeq, a predicted model, not a curated record
UUUCUCCCUCCCUUUAAUCCCAUUUUAUAAUGUUUUCUCUGUUUCCUAAUAGUCCAAUUCUGUACUUCUCUCUUGCUUUCCUUUCCUGUUCUCUUCCCCUCCCCUUCCCAAGGAAAACCUUUGGCUGUCCUCACCAAUGCCUCUCGGUCUUAGAUUUCCUUCAACCCCUUGCAUCAAAGAAUACGAUGCAAUCACCGACCAUUUCACUUAAAUGCCUUAUUCCCUCCUUCCAAUCUCUCAAAGAUUGAGAAAAAGAUGAGCUUUUUUCCCCCUCUUGGUCCUGUGCUAGCCAUUCCUUGUUUCUUUGGUUUUCCUUUGAUGCUUCUUUCCUCAUUCCAAUCAAGGGGUUUCUAAGAACACAUGCUGGCUUUACCCUGCUUGGAUGCCACUGUAGCCACGUUUCUUCCUUAGUUUCCAUUGAGUUGUUUUGGGGCUAUUACUUUUGGUGUGGAAGCUUCAUGUCUUAAAGCUCUGAAGAAGCCCUUCGCUUGGCUAGAUCAACGAGAUCAGACCACCAGAGAAAAGAAAAUGUCAGCUGAUGGUCCAUUAAAUGCUGAAUUAUCACAGAAGACACCAGUUUUUGGUCUGAGACUUUGGGUUGUGAUUGGCAUCUGCAUUGGUGUAUUAAUCGUGUUUAUUCUCUCUAUUUUAUCCAUAUGGAUAACAUCCAAGAGGAAGACAAGGAUACUUCACAACAUGCCAAUCUCACAUAUUCCAAAUGUCUCAAAGGAAAUUGCUGUGGACAGGGUUGGUAACCAAUGCUUAGCUCAAAGCCUUCAGGAGCGUGAAGGGCCUUUCUUCCGCUCACAUGACAAAUUUAGUGACAUGGAUUCGGGAAAGACACUUGCCCACCUGACCAGGAGCAAAUCAAGUGAUGCUGACAAUGUUAGCCAGUGCAGCUCUGCCUACCUCAAUGACAGGGCUGGGAGUUCAUAUUCUGGAGAUGAAGGCAGCUCGGGACCCACGAGGAAAGCAUAUCCAGCAUAUGCACUUGUAUCUGCAUCUCCUUUGGUUGGAUUGCCAGAGUCCUCGCAUUUGGGUUGGGGUCACUGGUUUACUCUAAGGGACCUUGAGCUUGCUACAAAUCGUUUUUCCAAGGAGAAUGUCCUUGGGGAGGGUGGAUAUGGAGUUGUUUAUCGGGGACGUUUGAUCAAUGGGACUGAUGUUGCAGUAAAGAAGCUUUUAAACAAUCUGGGACAGGCAGAGAAAGAAUUUAGGGUGGAAGUUGAGGCCAUUGGUCAUGUUCGACACAAGAAUCUAGUGAGGCUUUUGGGAUAUUGUGUAGAAGGAAUUCAUAGGAUGCUUGUGUAUGAGUAUGUCAACAAUGGGAAUCUAGAGCAGUGGCUACAUGGAGCUAUGCGUCAACGUGGUGUACUUGGUUGGGAGAACCGCAUGAAUGUCAUCCUUGGCACUGCAAAGGCGCUUGCUUAUUUGCAUGAAGCAAUUGAACCAAAAGUUGUGCACCGAGAUAUUAAGUCAAGUAACAUCUUGAUUGAUGGUGAAUAUAAUGGAAAGAUAUCUGAUUUUGGAUUGGCUAAGCUUCUAGGUUCAGACAAAAGCCAUAUCGCCACUAGAGUAAUGGGAACAUUUGGGUAUGUGGCUCCUGAAUAUGCUAACACUGGACUUUUAAAUGAGAAGAGUGAUGUUUAUAGUUUUGGAGUACUGGUACUGGAGACUGUGACUGGCAGGGAUCCUGUGGAUUAUGGCAGGCCGGAAAAUGAGGUGAAUCUAGUGGAGUGGCUUAAGAUGAUGAUUGGAAGUAGAAGGGCAGAGGAAGUACUGGAUCCAAACCUUGAGGUCAAACCAGCUACACGGGCUCUUAAACGUACACUAUUAGUUGCACUGAGAUGUGUUGAUCCUGAUUCUGGUAGAAGACCCAAAAUGGGCCAGGUUGUUCGAAUGCUUGAAGCAGACGAAGCAUCUUAUCGUGAGGAUCGGAGAAACCGAAGGAGUCAGCCAGGAAGUACAGAGAUAGAGGCCCUGCAGGAGAGUAACAGUGUGAGCGAUCUGGAAAAUAGAGUACGAAUACGAGAGAAUCGAACAUCCGAAGGGUUUCAAGCGUAAGGGUGGUCAUCGUAUGUACAUCAAGAGUUCAGCUAUUCACAUUUUCCCUUUUCUAACAAUUCUGUGUCAUCUGUUUGAGAUCGACCGCAAAAUAUGUUCUUUUAGUAUGCUGUUAUUUCAGCCAGUAUCAAUUAGGUGAGCCAAGAGGAAGAGCAAACUCAUCAUUUUGGAAGUGUGUGAAAUCCUACUUAUAUUUCUUGUACAGAUAUCCAUCUUUAACUUGGAAAUCUUAAUCAGUGUUAUAUACUAUGCCUCUGUCUAUUUUGUUCUUU